Messenger RNA from Cataglyphis hispanica, 885 nucleotides. Its product is annotated as neutrophil collagenase-like. The coding region runs from base 1 to 885 and encodes 294 amino acids. Lineage: Eukaryota; Metazoa; Arthropoda; Insecta; Hymenoptera; Formicidae. The transcript has a single exon. The record is from RefSeq and is a predicted model, not a curated record.
AUGUUUCCGUAUAUACCCGACAACGAGCUUCAAUAUCCGGUUAAACUAAGCGUAGAGGAUAUCCUCGCUGUACAAAAUCUGUACGGAUUUCACGACGACGGAGAUCGGCCCGCGAUUCCCGCGACCACCGCGGCGCCCGCUACCACCGUAGCGCCGACGACCGGCGUCGCGCCGACCGAUCCGUCGCGCGCGGAUCUUUGCGCUUUACGGCGCCUAGACGCGGCCUUAAUAAUGAAUCGACGUUUAUACGUAUCUAAUCGACGCAACGUAUGGUCGAUCGAUCUAACCGAGAAACGCUACGGUAGACCCAUGACGCUAACGGAAUACACGACGUUUCUUCCGAACAACUUCACGCGUCUAUCCGCCGCGUAUCAAAGACCCUCGGGCGAUCUCGCUCUAUUCGCGAACGACGCGAUCUAUCUCGCGGAAUAUCCCAGUUUUAAAUUGAAAUCUAAUUGGCCUAGAUCCCUUCACAGUAUCGGAUUUCCUCGAAACGCUAAGAUUAACGCCGCGAUAAACACGCACUCGGGACGAACCUACGCUAUCUACGACGACGACAAAGUAGCUGAGAUCGACGAGUGCCGCAUGCUGGUCGUUAAACACGCUCCGUUAAAAGAUAUAUUUCCCGGAAUACCAUCCGCGAUAACGUCGGCCUUUCGAUACAUCAACGGUAAUCUUUGCUUCUUCGCUAAACGUCAAUUUUACGCGUUUAACGAAUUUAAGAACAUCGUUACCUCGGCGGGUCCCUUCGACCUGCGCGUUCUCGAUAUAGAGUGCCCCACGGAAGGACUAUUACGACAAUUACGGGAUCUCCUUAGUCGCGUCUAUCGCCUCGACGACUCGAUCGAGAACGCCGACGAGGACGACGAAAGCGACUUCCCGUAA